This is a messenger RNA of Babjeviella inositovora NRRL Y-12698, 232 nucleotides long. RefSeq lists its product as uncharacterized. The coding region runs from base 41 to 199 and encodes 52 amino acids. The record is from RefSeq and is a predicted model, not a curated record. NCBI's taxonomy places the organism in Eukaryota, Fungi, Ascomycota, Pichiomycetes, Serinales. The transcript has a single exon.
AUUAUUAUGCACUUAAUUAAAUACUCACCACGCCGCACCGAUGUGUACAAGUCGUGGAUGGCAACCGCCUGCGGAUCUUACCCCUUCUAGCACUCCUUGCUUAUGCAUGCCGGAGUUGCAGAUCAGACGGUCUCUUCACGCGUCGUACAGCCAAACUGCGUUUAGUCUGGGAUCGAGAUUUCACGCUAGCGAACGAUAAACCAUAAGAUUGACCUGGCACGGCAGAGAGCAC